Molecule: messenger RNA, 1579 nt
Organism: Girardinichthys multiradiatus
Lineage: Eukaryota; Metazoa; Chordata; Actinopteri; Cyprinodontiformes; Goodeidae
Gene: ldb3b
Product: LIM domain binding 3b
Exons: 9
Coding region: 201-1073 (290 amino acids)
Biological process (GO): muscle structure development; actin cytoskeleton organization; heart development
Cellular component (GO): stress fiber; adherens junction; filamentous actin
Molecular function (GO): muscle alpha-actinin binding; actin binding
Source: RefSeq, a predicted model, not a curated record
CCCUGUGGUGUUUGUCCUGAGAGCUGGACUCAGACGAGAAGGGACUGCUGUGAAGCCAGUAACUGACGGUGGAAGAGCCAGCACCCACCAGGGCACUGAAGUCUGGGACGAAAAGAAUAAGCAGCAACAAGGCAUAAGGGGGAGAAAGUGCAUCAACAAAAGGAGUUGUUAGCAGGAGGAGUGCUGACAUUAAACAGAAGAUGAGUACAUACACAGUGACUCUGAAUGGCCCGGCUCCAUAUGGCUUCAGACUACAGGGAGGAAAGGACUUCAACAUGCCCCUCACCAUCUCCAGGAUAACUCCUGGCAGCAAGGCAGCAGGUGGCACCGUGGCCCAGGGCGACAUCAUCUCAGCCAUCGAUGGGGUCAGCACCGAGGGGAUGAGCCACCUGGAGGCCCAGAACAAGAUCAAGUCAGCAAUCAACAAACUUACACUCGCCAUGCAGAAAUCCAGACGUCCCGCUCCAGUUUCCACAGCAGCUCCAAGAGUGGACUCGCCGAUGCCCGUCAUCCCACACCAGAAGGUUAUUGCAAACACAGCUGCAAACAUGGAGUACACCCCCAGCUUCAACCCAAUAGCUUUGAAAGACUCAGCGCUGUCCACCCACAAACCCAUUGAAGUAAAGGGCCCAGGAGGAAAGGCCACUAUCGUUCACGCUCAGUACAACACACCAAUCAGCAUGUACUCACAGGACGCCAUAAUGGACGCCAUUGCAGGACAGUCGCAGGCCAAAGGACAUGACAGCGAGGAGGCCGGCUCUCCUUUGGCUGGAGUUCUCCCAAUCAAGGAGCCAGUGGUGGACUGUGCAUCUCCUGUGUACCAAGCAGUGAUCAGGCCAGCAGAGACAAACCAAGACAUGUCUGAGUGGGCUCGCCGUGCUGCCAACUUGCAGUCGAAAAGCUUCAGGAUCCUGGCUCACAUCACUGGAACCGAAUACCUGCAAGAUCCAGAUGAGGAGGCACUGCAGAAAUCAAGAGAGCGAUUCGAGUCAGAGGUCAAGGGGCCGCGCUUUGCCAAAUUGAAGAACUGGCAUCACGGAUUGUCUGCACAGAUCCUCAACGUCCAGGAAUAAAGAGGAGAAGGAUAUUCAAAGUCACAGAAAGGAGGACAUGUACACAUGGAAAGAAGCGAUGGAGUGAACAGGAAGUGGGGAUAAUUUAUGAGAGAAAGUGAACAAAAGGAGGAGGAAAGCGAGCUAUAGCUGUUGCCUAGAUUAGUAGAAAGUGUUUUACUUUAUGUUAGUAUGAGAAUGCUAUGUGUCUAUAAAUUAAAGUGUCAAAUAUAUCUGUCUCUUAUUUAGACCUGGUCUCACAUUUAUUAGUACUGAUUAUUGGAGUUCUCUUAAAUUAAAGUGAAGAUGUACAAAGAAAACAAAUAUUCAAGUGAAACUGCAGAAAUGUUUCUUGUUCUUUUCUUUUUUUAAAUUUCUUUUUUGCUCCUAAAAAAAAACUACAUCAUCAUGUUGGUCAGAUGUGACAGCAAGAGAAAUACAGUUUAUCUUUAUGCACAAGUACGGUAUGUAAAAAUGCACUCAGAAAUGUACUGAUAUCAAUGUGAAUAAAUGUUUUAUUAAAUCUA